Messenger RNA from Talaromyces stipitatus ATCC 10500, 1707 nucleotides. RefSeq lists its product as uncharacterized. Bases 594 to 1397 code for a protein of 267 amino acids. Lineage: Eukaryota; Fungi; Ascomycota; Eurotiomycetes; Eurotiales; Trichocomaceae. Gene Ontology annotation, biological process: conjugation with cellular fusion. The record is from RefSeq and is a predicted model, not a curated record. Gene Ontology annotation, cellular component: membrane; mating projection tip. The transcript has 4 exons.
GGCGCAUCUUGCAGGAUACAUGCUCUUGCACUACUUGUCCGACCUCCUCAAUUUCUGUUGUUUAGGUUGAAGAGUCUCGCUGAAAUUAAGAGAGAAAGUGGAAAGUAUUCUCCUGUCCUUGAUUGCCUUGGAACAUAGCUACGGUCUUCUUCUCUUCUUCUUCAUCUCUCCCUUCUAUUAUCUCAUACAUACCGUCUUAAUGUCUGUAAUGUAUUUGGAGUGAACAUACUGAUCUAAUCGAUAUAAAUUGAUGUUCUAGACAUAUAUCCGUCACGGACCUUCGAUUCCAUCCCAGGCACGCACCGGUUUGAUACUGUCGCAUUCUUCAAACCCACGCACGCAUUCCAGAGAUCGCGAGUGUGUUGCUGUCAACUCUAUCUCGAGAAUUCCAGAGAACCACGUGGGAAACAAAGGAGCGAUCUGACGCAUAUCAUUUACUGGUAUACCGAAUCGACGAGCAACGAGCUCCUUCUGUGCUGAGAGGCACGUUUCGUUUAAAGGAUAGAGACUCCUUCUCGGGAGGUCCGAGAAGUGAGGUCAUUUAAGGGGACGGAAGAAUCGGAUAUUGAAAGUAUCAUAUUUAUUCAUUCAAAAUGCCGGCCUUACCGGGGGGUUUCGCGAGAAUAUACCAGAUGGUAGGGUACCAUCAUGUGCUCAUGAUUCUCAUUGCACUUGCCAUCAUAUUACUCUCUCUCCUAUUAGCUGGAUGUUCCUCUUCAUCGCCACAAAUACCUACCAUAUUUCUUAUAUCAAUAUACUAUGAGAAAUAUACGCCGACCUUUGAUCCAGCACAAGUGGAUCCAGGUGUAUCAACAGCUAUUGCGAAUAUCAUUGGAGGUGCUACCAUGGAGGUCCGAGUGGGAUUCUUCGGUAUUUGCAUUUCGCCUGAUAACGGUGCAUUCAUCUGCAAUGCCAACGCCACAGCAUUAGCGGAGGUCGUUACUGUUGAUCAAGAUCCGUUGAAUGUGAUUUGGUUAGCGGAGAGAUUCAAGGAUACUGUUGUCUUUCCAUAUUUAAUAAUCGUCGCACUUGUCCUUGCUUUUUUCUGCUUCAUCCUCCUAGCCACAUUCCCUGGCUGGCACGAAGAAAUCGACGCAAGCGGCUCCGAGCGCGAAGUCAGACCAUUCCCAUCCAGACCAGUAUCCCAAGUCGCCCUGACAUUAAUCGGAAUCGCCUCCGUAUUCGUGCUGGUAUCUGUAUUAUGGCAGCAUACAGCGUCCGUUGCGGCUAGUUCGAUGGUCCAAAACCUGGCCAACGGCAGUCUCAAGAGUGGCGUUGGUUCAUCGGCUAUGGUACUGGGUUGGUUUGGGUUUGGGCUUUUGGUCGUGGUUACUAUUGGAUUGCUGGUUAUGAUUCUGAGUAUCAGUAUACUGCGUCGGUUGACUGAUGACGAGUAAUUGAUAUGAAUGGGAAACGGGAAAACGAAAAACACGAAAAAAAGUAUGAACUAGAUUUGAUUUUUUAUGACCUUUUACCUGUGGAUAUUGGAUGCAAUGGAUUUCCUUUUUGUCUUCAUGAUGCACAUUCUUUUUCCUCUCUUGACAAAAUUGUCUCAUUUGGAGUGGGAGUUUACCUUAUGUAUUUAUGCCCCCCCUUUUUUUACGUGUACGCCUACUUCGAUGAUCAUUAUGUAUUAUGUUUACAAACUGGAUAUGGGGUUGUUGCUUUCGAUCACGGCAUCUAAUCAAUCGGAUUUGCGAGUUUCUC